GACUUGUUCACAGUAGAGGCGAAAUUCAAGGAGUCUGUGUUUGAGAACUACUACGUCAUCUACUCAUCGACGCUGUACCGGCAGCAUGAGUCUGGCAGGGCCUGGUACCUGGGCCUCAACAAGGACGGCGUGGUCAUGAAGGGCAACCGGGUGAAGAAGACCAAGCCCUCCUCACACUUUGUGCCCAGACCCAUCGAAGGUGAGACCACCACACUCAGGGCUGGAUUCAAAUGCAACACCUGCCAUAAGUCUAGUCAAGGUUUAUUUAAAGUGCAUUUCAUAGGGGGCAUAACACACUUUACAAGCCAUAGAUAUUUUAAUGAAGCAUCUUUGUUUAUAAAUUACCCAGCAGGCCAAAAUUGUUAUGGGACAUAACAACAUCAUAUUCUGGUUGGGGUUAUGACAGAUUGCCAGAUUACAAGAAUUCAGGUUUGUUUGAGAAGACCUCAAUGUGUGUUUGAUAGAUUUGAGUCUUCAGACACAGGUACCCAGAUAAUCCAUUAAAGUUUGAGAAACUAAAUGACUACUGGGAGGCAGGGUUAGGGUCAAUUUAAUUCACACAAUUCAGGAAGUGUUCUGAAUUGAAAAUUCAAAACUGUUUAAGCUUUUGAAAUAAAUAGCUUCUCCUUUUCAGUUUAUUGAGAAAUCAUAGAAAAUGGAUGCCAUAUUUUCAAUUAUCGAAUUGGAAUUUCAGUUUAUUUCUUUAGUUGACUGACUUCAAUUCAAAUUGACCCCAACCCUGCUGGAGGGCAAAUGUAGGUUCUAAUGUUGUGUUUAAACUAAUUUAACUAAAGUAACUCUAAACUAAUGAGAAGAAAGAAAAGAAGCAGAGCAGAGAGAGAGAGACGCGAGAGUAGAGCGAGAGGAGAGAGAGAGAGAGAGAGAGAGAGAGAGGAGAGAGAGAGAGGGGAUAGUGGUGGAUUGUAUACCUAUCCCUACAUUGCUCUCUCACUCCACUCUCUCUCACUCCCCUCCUCUCUCUCUCUCUCUCUCUCUCUCUCUCUCUCUCUCUCUCUCUCUCUCUCUCUCUCUCUCUCUCUCUCUCUCUCUCUCUCUCUCUCUCGUUGUAUUGUCUCUCUCCCCUCCUUUAUCUCCCCUCCUUGCUCUCUCUCACUCACUCUCUCUCACUCCCCUCUCGCUCUCUCUCUCUCGUUGUAUUGUCUCUCUCUCUCUCUCUCUCGUUGUAUUGUCUCUCUCCCCUCCUUUCUCUCCCCUCCUGCUCUCACCUAUAUCUCUUUACUAUACUGUAUAAAUAUCCCUUCGCUCGCUCUCUCACUCCUCUUGCUCUCUAUCUCCCUCUCCAUCUCUCUCUUUUUCUCUCACUUGCCCCGCUUCCCCCGCCCUUUCUGCAGUUUGCAUGUACAAAGAGCCAUCGCUGCAUGACAUCGAGGAAAAGGGCCGCUCACGGAAAAACUCAGGGACUGAGGCUCCCGCUCUCCUGAACGGAGGAGAAAAAGUGGCGGGCCAGGACUCCACAGAGCAAGACGGCGGCUCAUAG
Coregonus sp. 'balchen' is the source of this 1498-nucleotide messenger RNA. The record is from the annotation of a GenBank genome assembly. NCBI's taxonomy places the organism in Eukaryota, Metazoa, Chordata, Actinopteri, Salmoniformes, Salmonidae.